Messenger RNA from Asparagus officinalis (garden asparagus), 1062 nucleotides. Its product is annotated as ER membrane protein complex subunit 4. Gene Ontology annotation, cellular component: EMC complex. Gene Ontology annotation, biological process: protein folding in endoplasmic reticulum. The coding region runs from base 137 to 661 and encodes 174 amino acids. The transcript is spliced from 6 exons. The record is from RefSeq and is a predicted model, not a curated record. NCBI's taxonomy places the organism in Eukaryota, Viridiplantae, Streptophyta, Magnoliopsida, Asparagales, Asparagaceae.
AACUCCAAGGGCUCUGGAUCUUCUCCCCAUAAAUAUCUUUUUUUAGAAAAAAAACCUCAACGAACGACAGAGAAAAGAUCGAGUCCCAUUCUCCACUCGAUCUCUUGAGUUAGCAUCAAAUAAAAUUUAAAAAAAAAUGGAGAAGGGCAAGAGUUUGGCUCGUAAAUGGGCGGUACAAUUCGAGGAUCACUCCUACACAUCGGAUAUCGCCGAUCCUCCCGGAUUCAAUCGAUCUCCUCAUCAAGAUCCAGACGACGCGAACACGAGCCGUCAGAAAAAGGACGCCGAGGUCGCUUGGAAGUCGCAGAAAGCUUGGGAAGUCGCUCAAGCCCCUUUCAAGAACUUGAUGAUGAUGGGCUUCAUGAUGUGGAUGGCUGGAAGCACAGUGCACUUGUUUAGUAUUGGUAUCACAUUCUCAGCUCUUUGGCAGCCAAUAAGUGCCCUUCAAAGUGUGGGGAAAGUGUUUGAACCUUACAAAGAUUCAAAAGUAGACACUCUAGCACCCAAAUUAGUCUUCAUUGCCCUGAACCUCGCUGGGCUCGCGUUGGGCGUGUGGAAGCUAAACACACUUGGUCUUCUUCCAACUCAUGCAUCAGAUUGGGUUUCAUCACUAUCUCCUGCUCAGGAGGUUGAGUUUGCCGGCGGUGGCUUUAUUAACUGAUGCUUCUGCUGUACUUUUUCAACUAUUUGAAGCCAUAUCGGUAGCAUUCUUGCGUAUUUGAUGCUCUGCUGUUGGUGAUAAAAAGCACUAGCCUGAUCUGCGCUAGCAUAACUUCAAUAACUCGAGGUGCUCUGUUGGAUUCUUGCGUGGGAAGAAGCAUUAUGAUAAUAAUCAGCUACUACUGCAAUGUAUUUGUAUCACUAUCUACAUUAUUAUUUUUGUUGCUGUACGGAUUGAUUAGAGGACAAUAACGUAAACCUGACUGUAGUGUUUCUGCUGGCAAGACAAGCAGGAUACUUAUUUGUAUCCUGAGAUCUAGAAAAUGUAGGUAAAGGAUAAGUUUUGGCUUCAAUGUAUUAUUUCAUAUUCGAGAAAAUUCAUCUUUUUCCUUUUCUGGAACA